Dermacentor silvarum is the source of this 891-nucleotide messenger RNA. Its product is annotated as myotubularin-related protein 14-like. The transcript has 11 exons. Lineage: Eukaryota; Metazoa; Arthropoda; Arachnida; Ixodida; Ixodidae. The record is from RefSeq and is a predicted model, not a curated record. The coding region runs from base 22 to 891 and encodes 289 amino acids. Gene Ontology annotation, molecular function: phosphatidylinositol-3-phosphate phosphatase activity.
UGCACCCAGCCGACUGCAAACAUGGGCUCUCCCAACAAGCCGCAGUCCGUGGAACUCAUCCAGGAAUCUGACCUUGAGAGCCUCAUGGACACUUGCUUUAAUAACGUCUUCGCUUCCAAUGCUACCGACCCUGUAAUGGUUUCCACGUUUGAUGGAAUUCAGCGGAUAUGCGUGGACCUCUUUCACAAAGACUAUGCAGUCACGAUCAUUGACAACGAGGGCGGUUCACUGAGUGCCACUUAUCCCAAUAAAAUAAUAUUCCUGGCACGUCCGACUGAUUGCGGGCAAAAUCAUGAAAGACGUGCCAAAGAACUACGGCAACACAUGGAGAAAGCUCGAGUUGCCAGGGCAUGGACGCGUUUCGUCGUUCCAGUUAUCUUGUACGAUGGCAAGCACAUAUGCCGGUCAGGAACGCUUUCUGGAGGAAUAGAAAUCUUCAGUAGAACUGUGACGGAGUUCGUCUACGGGACUUCAGCCAGCCUGUGCACACAAAUCCGGGAUUCCAUGCGAAAACUUGCGUUUCCUUCAGACAGCGGUGAAAACACGCUGACGUCAAGCCAGGAGGCUUCCCAGGAGUCUUCAGUCCCCACAGAGAAGUUCGAAAGCUCGGAUGCUACCGCCACUUCCGGUCACCAGGAAGAUGGCGGUCAAUCACCUGCGAGCACACCGCUGGCACCAGAGAAAGAUGCAUCGCUGCACGGUGAACUGCGAAAGGAUGACAUCGAGCUGCUGAAAUCACUGUCCAUUCACAACAUCUGUGACUUGAUGGUUGAAGGCAAAAAGGAAAAAUGCUAUAUGAAGGUGAGCUCCUCCGAGAAGGUUGACAAGUUCAAUAGGUACCGCGACUUCACAAUUCUCAAGCUCCCUUACCCAGUGGAAGUCCCGACAUGA